This is a messenger RNA of Aspergillus nidulans FGSC A4, 453 nucleotides long. RefSeq names its product 60S ribosomal protein L37 (Eurofung). The record is from RefSeq and is a predicted model, not a curated record. Gene Ontology annotation, cellular component: ribosome. Gene Ontology annotation, biological process: translation. The transcript has 4 exons. Gene Ontology annotation, molecular function: structural constituent of ribosome. Bases 1 to 453 code for a protein of 150 amino acids. Lineage: Eukaryota; Fungi; Ascomycota; Eurotiomycetes; Eurotiales; Aspergillaceae.
AUGUCAUGUGACCAUUGCCAUUCUAGGCUGACCAGGGCUUGUGCCCUGUCAUGGCACACUCGCUUAGCAAGACACCCGGACCCAGCGCAACUUUCGAUCCGCCUACGAAGGGUACCUCCAGCUUCGGAAAGCGCCACAACAAAACUCACACUCUGUGCCGGCGUUGUGGCCGCCGGUCCUACCACAUCCAGAAGUCGACCUGCGCAAACUGCGGUUACCCCGCUGCUAAGACUCGCAAGUACAACUGGAGCGAGAAGGCCAAGCGACGCAAGACCACCGGUUCCGGCCGUACCGCUCACCUGCGGGACGUCCACCGCCGCUUCAAGAACGGCUUCCAGGUUGGCACUCCCAAGGGCGCCCGUGGUCCUGAGAACCACUAAAUCAAUUCCGAUGUUGCGUUUUCGUUCCCCGGGGCUGGAGAGGGCUGGUAUGGCAAAGGAGCCUCGCAUCUGA